AUGACGGAAAAGCAUAACCCUCUGAGAUCCGAACACCCCAGUUCUCAGAUGCCAAGCCUCGAGGAGCCAGUCCCAACAAUGCGACUGAGUAUGGACGAUUUUCCCGCGCUCCCAAAAUCUCAGGCCAGCGCGGCGCCUCUGAAGGAAAAGCAUGCCGCGAAGGCAAUGGAGACACCAGGCCAGGGUAAAACAGUGGUGAUCUCUAUGAGUGAGGGUUCGAACAUCUCACUUCAUUCCCAAGCUACUCCCGCAAUGGAUCCCGGUUCUCGUUCAAUCAAGCCCAAACAGGUUGGCGCCCUAUCUCGAGUGAAAACAGACACAACCUCGGCUCAAGCAACCACGACCGCCAACCCCCAAGCAUUCGAGGCUGGCCCUGUUAGUAGAGAGGGGCCAAUCAAGCCGGUUAGUGUAGCUGGUGAUAGUGCUUUGCCUGCAGGGCUAGCACGACCCGAGACAGGGCUUAGCCAGCGGCCAGCAAGUCAUGGUCCUGUUUCUGAUAGGACUUCUACGACUUCUGAAGGCUCGAAUACUGGCUUCACUCACAGCCAUGACGUCUUGGCUCCAGUUCGCGCUCCACCUGGUAUCAAAUGUUCAGAUGAAUGUAGGUUGCAAAAUCUCAUAGUCAUGGAGUCUGAAGCUGAGUUCAUGGACCCAGUUACAGUGGAUCAGGUCGGGCGAUGGACUGAAACGCGUCGACGUGAAUAUAUCGAGAACUGGAACACGCCUAAAAGGGGAUUGCAAAGGGAUGUUGAGUUUUGUCGCAUGCCGCCUGGGACAAAAUUCUAUGGUUCUGAAUCAAUUAAUGCUUCUAGCUCUUCUCUGGCCCUCGACAAUGAGAAAGAAUACAAUCAUAUCCUGUGGAACCCAAGGCACUGGUUCUGGGAUACACCAUCGACUUUUCGAAUGUCGCCUACUCACGUCAUAGCCGCGGACCCCCAAACGCAGCAACUAGUGUCUGUCUUCGAAAUUGCUUGCAAGAGAUUGGGGAGUUAUAUUGAUGGAUACUCUAAUUUUCAAAAACCCUCGGUUCUCCCUCCGACUGGACAUCGUUAUGUAAAGGGCUGCACCCCACGGCACCAUGCUAACUGGUUGGAUUGUCGAGGUAUUCCUGACUGGAAUAUUGCAGAGGUUUGCAAUAACCUCCUAAUUCAUCAAGACUUUCGAAACAACGCUUGCCAUGUGCCAUACAUGGGACCACCGGGGACCAGUUAUCCACGACCCUAUCGAGAUUCACGUAAAGCCACGAUACCUCGUAUGGACAUGACCACUCCCUUUCAUUCCUCCCAUCAUCUAGAUCAUUAUCCACAGCCUUUCUCGGCAAAUCCUGGGAGUUCAGCACAGAUACAAAGGGUUAUGGUUAGCCCAAGUUGCCACUGGGAUCCUGUCGACUACCCUGCUCAGACCUAUUACACUGCCUAUUCAGACAUGCAUAAUAACGAAAUGAUUCAGCAGUCGACGGAUUCUGUUGAGAACCUGGCAUCCUAUUAUGAUUUUCUCGAGGGUGCAAGCAGAACCGAACCCCCGCGCAUUACGAUCGAGGCAUGGGAACCAGAUCAAACCCCACGACCCUCCUUCGCAAGUUGCGUAAUAAGCCCCCGUUCUCUUCGGGGUAGAGAUUGCACGGAUACCAUCACUGACUCGAGUACCUUUAUUGACUCAAUCCCCGAGGAGCGUCCCCCACGCCCGCCCCACGCUGCUGCCCGUGGUAUUGCCCUCGCUCGCUAUGGAACGCAAGCCCCUGAUGGGUCUCCUAGCCCUCUCCCUCGAAGCCGCAGCAGACGACGACGGGGAUGA
This is a messenger RNA of Penicillium manginii, 1794 nucleotides long. RefSeq lists its product as uncharacterized. The coding region runs from base 1 to 1794 and encodes 597 amino acids. NCBI's taxonomy places the organism in Eukaryota, Fungi, Ascomycota, Eurotiomycetes, Eurotiales, Aspergillaceae. The record is from RefSeq and is a predicted model, not a curated record. The transcript has a single exon.